Molecule: messenger RNA, 1199 nt
Organism: Aspergillus uvarum CBS 121591
Lineage: Eukaryota; Fungi; Ascomycota; Eurotiomycetes; Eurotiales; Aspergillaceae
Product: alcohol dehydrogenase zinc-binding domain protein
Exons: 1
Coding region: 121-1101 (326 amino acids)
Molecular function (GO): oxidoreductase activity
Source: RefSeq, a predicted model, not a curated record
UACAGAUCUAAAUCGACUCUUUUUCUUACGGAGGUUUAUCUAUUGAUUGAACCUGGUCUCUAUCAAACUCUCAUUUCACAUUGCACCUAGAGAAGAACCUAGUCCAACAGUCUCCGCAACAUGAAGGCCAUUUUUAUCGAACAGUUCGGAGGCCCAGACUCCCUGGUGAUCAAAGAAAUCCCGCGACCCGAACCCCAGACCGGCGAGGUCGUCAUCAAAGUCAAAGCCUUCGGCAUCAACCACGCGGAAAUGCACAUGCGCAAAGGGGAAUGGGCCGAGUGGAUGCCUGUGAGCGGGAUCGAAUGCGUUGGAAUAGUCGUGGACUGUCCGGAUGGAGAAUACGCAGAAGGGACCGCCGUGGCCAGUCUAAUGGGCGGCCUUGGGCGCACCAUCAACGGAAGCUAUGCCGAGUACACCCGCGUACGGGCUUCUAAUGUUGUCGAGCUCGGUCCAGGUGCGUCGACGCUGGGGUGGCAUCAGCUGGCUGCGAUCCCGGAGUCCUACGCCACAGCCUGGACGUGUUUGUUUCGCAACCUCGACUUGAGAAGCGGGCAGACGCUACUGAUCCGCGGCGCGACCUCGGCUUUCGGCCAGGCAGCCUUGAAUCUAGCCGUGGAGAAGGGCGCUCGUGUGGUUGCGACGAGUCGCAGGGAGAGUCGCUUCGCGCACCUUAAGGCUCUGGGCGCCGAGCGUGCAGAGGUCGAAAGGCCCAAUCUGUCGGAGCGGUUGGCAGAGAAAUUCGACGCCAUCUUGGACUUGGUGGGCAACAGCACAAUUGUGGAUUCACUGAAGAUGGUGCGACGGGACGGACGGGUUUGUCUGGCUGGGUUUCUGGGGGGGUUGGCACCGAUCCAGGAUUUCAAUCCGCUCCGGCAGAUGGCCAGUGGAGUACAUUUCAGCUUCUUUGGAAGUUUUGUAUUUGGAACCCCGGAGUUUCCCCUAUCCGACGUCCCCCUCCAGUCCAUCGUGAAAAUGGUUGCCGAUCGAAAAUUCACAGCAGAGCCGUCGCGUGUGUUCCAAUUUGACGAGAUCAGGGAGGCGCAUCGAGUGAUGGAAGCCAACGAAGCCAACGGAAAAAUGGUCGUGGUUGUUGAUGAAUAAAAUUGUCUUCGUCACGAGAAAGAAAUCUGGUCUUCCAAGACAUCCAGUGAACAAAACAAGGUGUCAGGAAUCCGGAGAAAUUGUCCAAUCAGAUCCUU